Molecule: messenger RNA, 3635 nt
Organism: Protopterus annectens (West African lungfish)
Lineage: Eukaryota; Metazoa; Chordata; Ceratodontiformes; Protopteridae
Gene: VDR
Product: vitamin D receptor
Exons: 10
Coding region: 464-1723 (419 amino acids)
Biological process (GO): cell differentiation; positive regulation of transcription by RNA polymerase II; negative regulation of transcription by RNA polymerase II
Cellular component (GO): nucleus
Molecular function (GO): vitamin D response element binding; zinc ion binding; nuclear receptor activity
Source: RefSeq, a predicted model, not a curated record
UCAUGUUGGGACGCUCCGCCCCCUAUAGCUGCACACCAUGUUGUUCUCUAGGAGUUCGCUUAUGUUCCAAGAGUACUUUGUUAUUUUCUUUUGGCUGAACGUGUUGUAGAACCAAAAAGAAAGGUUACUACACUGGUUCCCCGAAAUCUUCUUUCAUUCGUAGGUGGUAUCUGAAAACCACUACUGCUGUCACCUUAGCUUCUCAGAAGGUGACUGUCUGUUACGCAGUCAGGACUGUCUCGUCUUCUGCAGUGUCAAAGAUCCAAAGAAAAUCGGUCUGUUUCAGUCACUGGCUUGAUUCUGUUGACAUCUGUCCAUUUUGUCAUAGAUGCCGUUUUGAGUGGCAGUAUUCUCUUGUAAUGCCAUGUUUUGUGUGUUAUGUGCCAGAGAACACUCCAGUUCCAGCUAUAUGUUGAGCCGCCUCUGCAUGUAUUGUGAUUAACUAUUGGUUUCUUAUCAAGCCAUGGAAGCAGAUAUUGUUAGCACAACUAUUCCAAGUGCUGAAGCUGACUUUGACAGGAAUGUGCCUCGCAUCUGUGGAGUUUGUGGAGACAAAGCCACAGGAUUCCAUUUCAAUGCCAUGACAUGUGAAGGGUGCAAGGGAUUUUUUCGGAGAAGCAUGAAACGCAAAGCAGUUUUCACUUGUCCAUUCAGUAAUAACUGCUCAAUCACCAAGGACAAUCGUCGACAUUGUCAAGCCUGUCGUCUUAAACGUUGCAUUGAUAUUGGCAUGAUGAAGGAAUUUAUCCUAACAGAUGAAGAGGUCCAAAGAAAAAAGGAUAUGAUAUCAAAGAGAAAAGAGGAAGAAGCCAUGAAAGAAGCCUUGAAGCCCAAAUUAACAGCAGAGCAACAGCAACUCAUUGAUACCCUUCUUGAAGCACAUCACAAGACUUAUGAUACAUCAUACACCGAUUUCCAGCAGUUCAGGCCUCCAGUGCGAAGGACUUCAGCCAGAUUACGGAAUCUCAGAUUGUCUUCUCUGCACUCACAGCACAGUUACUCAUCUGAUGAGCAUUCAGAUGCUAGCAGAUCACCUGAUUUCUCUGGUUUUGGCUUCACAUUACCACAGCUUGGUGAGUCAACACCUGAAUCCCCAGAUCAAGCUUCACUUAGCAUGUUACCCCACCUGGCUGAUCUGGUCAGUUAUAGUAUACAGAAGGUCAUUGGAUUUGCCAAAAUGAUCCCUGGUUUCAGGGAGCUAACAGCAGAGGACCAAAUUGCCUUGUUGAAGUCCAGUGCCAUUGAAAUCAUCAUGCUGCGUUCCAAUCAGUCCUUUUCACUGGAAGACAUGUCAUGGGACUGUGGAAGCAAUGAUUUUAAGUACAAGGUCGAUGAUGUAACUCAAGCUGGUCAUUCCUUGGAGCUGCUGGAGCCACUUGUAAAGUUUCAGAUCGGAUUGAAGAAACUUGGCCUUCAUGAAGCAGAACAUGUUCUUCUGAUGGCCAUUUGCUUACUUUCUCCUGAUCGUACGGGAGUGCAGGAUCACGCUCGUGUUGAAGCCCUACAGGACUGCCUUUCUGAAACCCUGCAGGCAUACAUUAAAUGCAAGCACGCUCUUCCAGAGGGGCAUCUGCUGUAUGCUAAAAUGAUCCAGAAGUUGGCAGACUUACGAAGCCUAAAUGAAGAGCAUUCCAAGCAGUACCAUUUUCUUGCUUUUCAGCCUGAACACAGCAUGCAGCUUACACCACUGGUUUUAGAGGUAUUUGGCAAUGAAGUUGUCUGAGCUCCUCGAAUGAAGCACUCACUGUCAGUCAGAUUAUCUGAUUGCCAUGCAAGCCACAGGGGAGUUGAAACUCAUCUAAACAUUGAACACUUUGUCGCUCGCUCACCCAUAAUUGUGUCAGGGUCAAUCCUCUAAGCAUGUCCAUUGUUGAUUUUUUACUGAGUUAACUGUAUGAACAUUGAGUGAAUGUUUCAUUGAGGAUUUUCAAAGUGUAUAACCUCAGCUCAGCGCACUUCUUUUUGAACAGGAGUACACAGGAUCUCUCCACAAACAUUUGUAAGCUGCUUUAAGACUUAAAAGCCAGCCUGAUUCUGGGAACAUGUUUAGUGUGUUGUUCAAGAACAGCUGGAACUAUUUGAAAAAAGGACUGACUUUACAGUGUUCAAAGGGUGUAGGGAAUAUGGGUUUACUGCAUGAAAUGGGGAUAUUAAGAUCUGAAGACAACCCAGGGAGCUGUAGCUAACUGCUGUAAUUCUUGAAAGGAAUUUCUGUCAGUUUCUAGUAAGUUAUGUGAUAAUAGUGAAUCAACUGUAGGUGUUGAAAGUACUGCCAGACAUGCAACAUUUAGAUGCUGUUGACUGAGUGGUAAGUAUUAUUGAAAGUAGCUGUGUUCUGCUGAAGUCAUUUAAGCCAAAAUGAAAAAAAUUCUGGAAUUCAUAAUGCAUUCUGGAGGGCUUAGCAUUUAAUGCACAAUUUAAAUUGUGCUAAUGCAGGUGAGACUGGCAUGAAACUUUGUUGUAUUGUGUGCCACUGUUGUAAAGAUGCUGCAUGAGUGUCACUGCUGAGUAGCUUUUUAUGCCUAUUCCAUACGUUUAACCUGUUAAGUGGGCACUAAGCUAUUUAGCUAGAUUUGCUCUUUCAUAGAAAUAUACAACAUGCCUUGCAGAGCUGGUUGAAUUGAUGUACAUUUCCUUGCCUGUAUCCCUUGGAGUGCAGCAACUACACCAUUUUUAGUAAUUCUUUGUCCAUACCUCAUUUAGUGUUUUAGUAUUUCUUUGUCUGUGAUUGUCUCUCAUUAGACUGACAUUUAUUUUUAUUAGCAUAUCCAGUUAAAUUGGUCUUUAAUACUUUGUCUUGCCAUGUUAUAUUGUUUUGCAGUUCUUGGCUUGUAUGCCAUCAAACUAGCCCUUCUAUGUAUUUGUAUCCUAUCAGACUGUUCUGCACAAUUACCUGUGUUAGUUUGUCUCUAUGACGUUAGCCUGAUCUGCAUAGCUCUGCACAUCUUUGUUCAAACGUCAUGGACAAAGCCAAAAAUAAUGGGAACAAAGUCCUACAACCAAGGGCAAUUUUAAAUAUUGCUGUUAUUCACUUAAACAGUGUGCAUCAACACUCAUUUUCUGACAAUUAAGAAGUAUGGAACCCACGAAAUUCAAAACACAGUAAAACCAAGAAAGUUGUAGAAGCAAGGAAACACUCUGUUAGAUCCACUAAAACACUUUACUGAGCACUUUCUUUGGCAUUCGCAUCACGACUUAUUCAGAAUACAAUCUGCUACUUCUUCAGAAAGGGCCUGAUAAUUUUGCAAAAAAAGAUGCUUGUUAAAAUCAGUCCUGACUGUUCGCUCUGGAAGUCGUUCACAUUGAAGAAUUUUCAUGCCUGCAGCAAAUGAAAUAUGGAAGUCUAAUGUCUGGCAUUAUUGACUGCUUGUAAUCUUCAAUGCUUUACCAGAAAAAUCGAAAAAAACAAGAGGCAGGGCAAAAAUGUGAGAUAAAACCAGGGACAGCUGAGAGCUAUGCUGAUCUGUAAAUUUUGUGUGUGUAAUCCCAUGUGACUACUUCAGAGGCAGUUUGAGUGGCCUUUUGUUCUGUACUAGUUUUCUGUAAAUUGUGCAGUAUUAGUAUGCCUUUGGCAAUGUGCUGCACAACUGUUCCAUGUCUUUGGUGCAUUAUCAUAAGAACACAUUCAAAACUGA